AUGAAGAGAAGUGAGAAGCCAGAAGGUUAUAGACAAAUGAGGCCUAAGACUUUUCCUGCCAGUAACUAUACUGGCAGCAGCCAGCAGAUGCUACAGGAAAUACGAGAGAGCCUCAGGAAUUUACCUAAACCAUCAGAUGCUGCUAAAGCUGAUCACAGCAUGGGCAAAAUGUUAUCUGAAGAUCCUAGACAAGGCCGAAAUCCCCCCAAAUUUGUAACAUAUCAUAAAGUUUUGCAGGAGAUAAGAAACUCACUUCUGCCUUUUGCAAACGAAACCACCUCAGCUGUCAAAGGAACAUCAGAAGUUAAUCGACAAAUGCUGCAAGACUUACAAGCUGCUGGCUUUGAUGAGGAUAUGGUUAUACAAGCUCUCAGACAAACUAACAGCCGUAGUAUAGAAGCUGCCAUUGAAUUUAUAAGUAAAAUGAGCUACCAGGAUCCUCGGCGGGAACAGAUGGUUGCAGCAGCUGCAAGACCUGUAAAUGCAAGUAUAAAACCACCAGGGACUGUACAGCAGUCAGUUAACCGCAAGCAGAGCUGGAAGGGUUCUAAGGAGUCCUUGGUUCCUCAGAGGCAUGGCCCUUCCCUGGGAGAUGGUGUAGUUUAUCGCUCAGAAAGUCCCAGCUCUCAGCCUGAAGUGGGAAGGCCAUUAUCUGGAUCUGGCAUUGCAGCAUUUGCUCAGGCUCAUCCUGGCAACGGACAAAGAGUGAAUCCCCCGCCUCUACCACAGAUAAGGAGUGUCACUCCUCCUCCUCCACCUCCUCGAGGACAGACACCCCCUCCAAGGGGAACUACUCCUCCACCUCCUUCCUGGGAAUCAAACUCUCAGACAAAGCGUUACUCUGGAAACAUGGAAUACGUGAUCUCCCGUAUUUCUCCAGUGCCACCUGGAGCAUGGCAGGAUGGUUAUCCACCUCCACCUAUGAAUCCUCCACCCAUAAAUUCUUCCACACAGGGUCAGAGAGGCAUGAGUGCUGUUCCCAUUGGCAGGCAACCAAUAAUCAUGCAGAGUUCUGCCAACAGCAAAUUUAGUUUUCCUUCAGGAAGAGCUGGAAUGCCAAAUGGCAAUUGUCAGGCAGAAUUCAUAGUUCACCAGAAUAUGGUGUCUAGCAACUCAGUGAGUCGCCAGCCACCUCCAUACCCCAUAAAUCCAACUAACAGGCAAAGUCCCACAGCACUACAGAUGCAGGCAGGAGGAGCUGUUCCUCCUUCAGCAUAUGCCAAUGGGAAUCUUCCUCAGGCAAUGAUGGUGCCAAAUAGGAAUAGUCACAACAUGGAACUUUACAAUACAAGUGUGGCUGGAAUACCUGCAUCCUGGUCACAGCCUUCCCCUGUGCAACCACAGUCAUCACCUGGCAAUGGGCAUGAGGUGCCUACAUGGCAACCCAGUGUUCCUGUGCGGUCAAAUUCUUUCAACAACCAUCAUGGAAACAGGCAGAGUCACUCCAGCAGCUCUCAGCCUUCAGCUACAACAGUAACAGCUAUAACACCAGCUCCCAUUCAGCAACCAGUGAAGAGCAUGCGUGUGUUAAAACCAGAGCUACAGACUGCCUUAGCGCCCACUCACCCUUCCUGGAUGCCACAACCAGUGCAAACCAUUCAAACCAUUCCCUUCUCUGAGAGUCCGUCUGCAAAUGUGACAGUUAUGUCUCCUGUUGCAGAGGCUCCAAAUUACCAGGGUCCCCCACCACCUUAUCCAAAACACUUGUUACACCAGAAUCCCUCAGUAAAUCUAUAUGAGACAGGAGCCAAGCUCAACAAGGAAGAACCUCCUAUUUUAUCCAAGGAGGAUGAGAUUGAAAAGAAUUAUGAAUGUGUUGAUUCAGCAGAUAAAGAAAAGAAACAGAUUACAACAUCACCUGUUCCUGUUAGAAAAAACAAGAAAGAUGAAGAAAGAAGAGAGUCUCGCAUUCAAAGCUAUUCCCCUCAGGCCUUUAAAUUCUUCAUGGAGCAGCACGUGGAAAAUAUACUCAAGUCACAUCAGCAGCGUUUACAUCGGAAAAAACAACUAGAGAAUGAAAUGAUGCGGGUUGGACUGUCACCAGAAGCCAGAGAUCAAAUGAGGAAAAUGUUGUGUCAGAAAGAGUCAAAUUAUAUUCGGCUAAGAAGAGCUAAAAUGGACAAGUCAAUGUUUGUAAAAAUAAAAACCCUAGGAGUUGGUGCAUUUGGAGAAGUUUGCCUAGCAAGAAAAGUGGAUACUAAUGCUUUAUAUGCAACAAAAACUCUGAGGAAAAAAGAUGUAUUGCUUAGAAAUCAAGUUGCUCAUGUUAAAGCUGAGCGGGAUAUCCUUGCAGAAGCUGAUAACGAAUGGGUGGUUCGCCUGUACUAUUCAUUCCAAGAUAAGGACAAUUUGUACUUUGUAAUGGACUACAUUCCAGGAGGUGAUAUGAUGAGUCUCCUAAUUAGAAUGGGUGUCUUUCCAGAAAAUCUGGCACGGUUCUACACAGCAGAACUGACCUGCGCAGUUGAAAGUGUUCAUAAAAUGGGCUUCAUCCACAGGGAUAUUAAACCUGAUAAUAUCUUGAUAGACCGCGAUGGUCAUAUUAAAUUGACUGACUUCGGGCUCUGUACAGGUUUUCGAUGGACCCAUGAUUCAAAAUACUACCAGAGUGGUGAUCACGUGCGGCAGGACAGCAUGGAUUUCAGCAGCGAGUGGGGAGACCCAGCAAACUGCAGGUGUGGAGACCGGCUGAAGCCGCUGGAGCGCAGGGCGGCGCGGCAGCAUCAGCGCUGCCUGGCCCACUCCCUGGUUGGCACUCCCAACUACAUUGCACCUGAAGUGUUGUUACGAACAGGUUACACGCAGCUGUGUGACUGGUGGAGUGUUGGAGUGAUUCUCUUUGAAAUGUUAGUGGGGCAGCCCCCAUUCCUGGCACAAACACCACUGGAAACACAAAUGAAGGUUAUCAACUGGCAAACUGCACUUCAUAUUCCACCUCAAGCUAAACUGACUCCAGAGGCCUCUGACCUUAUUAUCAAACUCUGCCGAGGGCCAGAAGAUCGUUUAGGCAAAAACGGUGCAGAUGAAAUAAAAGCUCAUCCAUUUUUUAAAACAAUUGAUUUUUCAAGCGACCUGCGGCGGCAGUCUGCUUUCUACAUUCCCAAAAUUGCUCAUCCUACAGACACGUCAAACUUUGAUCCUGUUGAUCCAGAUAAAUUGUGGAGUGAUGAUGAUAAGGAAGGGAACAGAAAUGAUACACUUAAUGGGUGGUACAAAAAUGGAAAACAUCCUGAACAUGCUUUUUAUGAGUUCACCUUCCGGAGGUUUUUUGAUGACAAUGGGUACCCUUACAACAAUCCAAAGCCCAUUGAGUAUGAGUAUAGUAAUUCCCAAAACUUGGAACAGCAGUCAGAUGAUGAUGAUGAUGAUGAACAGGCAGGUAGAGGAAUUCAAAAUAGAGACCUGGUUUACGUUUAGUAGAGAAAUAA
Chaetura pelagica (chimney swift) is the source of this 3428-nucleotide messenger RNA. RefSeq names its product large tumor suppressor kinase 1 (gene LATS1). Gene Ontology annotation, biological process: G1/S transition of mitotic cell cycle; regulation of organ growth; positive regulation of apoptotic process. NCBI's taxonomy places the organism in Eukaryota, Metazoa, Chordata, Aves, Apodiformes, Apodidae. The coding region runs from base 1 to 3417 and encodes 1138 amino acids. The transcript is spliced from 7 exons. The record is from RefSeq and is a predicted model, not a curated record. Gene Ontology annotation, molecular function: protein binding; ATP binding; protein serine/threonine kinase activity. Gene Ontology annotation, cellular component: spindle pole.